This is a messenger RNA of Leucoraja erinaceus (little skate), 5521 nucleotides long. Its product is annotated as dual specificity protein phosphatase 8-like. Gene Ontology annotation, molecular function: protein tyrosine/threonine phosphatase activity; MAP kinase tyrosine/serine/threonine phosphatase activity. Gene Ontology annotation, biological process: negative regulation of MAPK cascade; protein dephosphorylation. The record is from RefSeq and is a predicted model, not a curated record. Gene Ontology annotation, cellular component: cytoplasm. The coding region runs from base 90 to 1787 and encodes 565 amino acids. The transcript is spliced from 7 exons. Lineage: Eukaryota; Metazoa; Chordata; Chondrichthyes; Rajiformes; Rajidae.
CUCACACACUCAUCCACACAACACGACAGCAGCUUGCCACCAAGAUUUGUAUCUGACCCGCAAUAAGAGAGCAAAAACAAAAGGUUCCGAUGGCUGGAGACAAGGAGCUGGUGAAGGCCUUGGAUGCCGACCAACUGGCGGCCAUGUUGGAGAAAGGGACGGAGCAGGUCCUGGUCAUUGACUGCCGCCCCCUGGCCGACUACAACCUCCUGCACGUGCUCGGUGCCAUCAAUGUCUGCACCUCCACCAUGGUCGAGGGGCAAGAUUGGCUCGCCCGUCUCCUGCUGCCCCAAUCUCCGAUGGAAAGAAAGGAACUGGUAUUCUACGACCAGGAAACAGAUGAUGUCCAGGCCCCCGUGCCAGUCGGCACCCUCAACCAUCUCCUCAGGGAGGUGAACCACUUCAGCAAUGUGUAUUUCCUUAAAGGGGGCUUUGCGGAAUUCUCCUCAUGCUUUCCCAGCCUGUGUGAAGGGAGGACUCCGCGCCUGGGCUGCAGUUUCUCACAGCCCUGCCUGUCCACUACUGACCUGGGCCCCACUCAGAUCCUGCCCUGCUUCUACCUGGGCUCCCAGACCGACGUCCUCAAUAAGGAUCUAAUGGUUCAGAACAGGAUCACACACAUCCUGAACGUGAGCAGCAACUGUCCGAAGCCUGCCUUCAUCCCGGACAGUCACUUCCUGAGGAUCCCAGUCAACGACAGCUACUGUGACAGCCUCCUCCCCUGGCUGAACAAGUCGGUGGAAUUUAUAGACAAGGUGCGUGCGACGCAUUGCCGGAUUCUAGUCCACUGCUUGGCCGGCAUCUCACGAUCCGCGGCCAUAGCAAUUGCUUACGUCAUGAGGACAAUGGACUUGCCAUUGGAUGAUGCCUACAGGUACGUGAAAGAUCGCAGACCCACAAUAUCUCCCAACUUCAACUUCCUGGGCCAGUUAGUGGAGUACGAGAAGACUAUCCAAGUCCAUGCUUGUGCGCAGGUGACCCAACUCCACCUUGAACCAGCAGAUGCCCCAGGAGGAGUGGACAGAUCGCAGUCCGGCACCAGCGAAGGGCCGAAUGAUGACCGUCAGAUGCUGAUCCCUGGCCUUCCAGACGAAUGUCCGGCCGAGCUGGACAAUGGCACCCGCCAGCCAGCCAGGAGGUGUGAGGAUGGCAGCCCGGAGCUGGCAGCCCUGGGCCUUGGCGUGGCCAACCUGCGCCUCUCGCCAGGGCGUGCGGCCCAUGCCAGCUGCAUGAAGUGGUCCUUCUCGCUGGACGUGAAGGCUGCCUAUCCAUCAGUCCCACCCGCCGGCUGCUGCCCCCGGACCCCGCUAUCCGCGGAGACGGCCCCCGCCCCCAAACUGCUGGGGCUCGGCGGCAAGCUGGCGGCCGGCACCUUCAACCCCUUCGCUCUGCUGUUCGGCAGUGGCAGGAGGGGGCGCGGGGGGAAGGAGGACCACCCGCCCAGGGGAGGAGGAGUAGGGAGCGCCGCCCAGACGCUGAGGCCCCAGCGGAGGCUCAGGGGACAUCCCCCUCCCGCUGGCCCGGACCAUGGGCGCGCUCGGACAUCCUGCCCCUCUCGCAAGGAGGACGGCAUCCCCGGUGGUCCCAGGUUGUCGAUGACGCUGCCCAUUCCCAAUGACAUUGCCCAGCCUAAGUCCCCGCUCCUCAAUUACAACAUGUGCCUGCUGAAUGUACGCACCAAGAGGACAGAACUCUCCCUGUUUGACCACCCGUUCAGCGGGCCCAUCAAAGGCAGCCAUGUCACGGGGAACACCGCCAUCUACGCUGAAAACAUGGUGAAGUCAUAAUCCCACCUCACCGUCUCUCCAAGAUGGCUUCCCCCAAGAGGCGAACAAGAUGGCUUCCCCCAAGAGGCGAACAAGAUGGCUUCCCCCAAGAGGCGAACAAGAUGGCUUCCCCCAAGAGGAGCCGCCAGCUCUCACUUUCGUUGACUUUGCCAUGGGUCGCGAGCUGGUACAAAUGUCCCCAUCCCCCUCUCCCCCCUCUCCCUCAGUGACCUUAGGAUGACUUUCGAGCAAACCUCUCCUGAAGCAGGGGAACGCCAGCGUGCCACACUUACCCUCAGAAGCUGGUGGGCACUUGCGUGAAGAUGGAACACGCACGCACACACACACACACACACACACACACACACACACGGGAACGUGGCAAACAGGCCCAAAGGCUUUUUCCCUUGCUCACCAGCAUUAAAAAUUGACAUUUUUGAGGGGAGAAAGGAAAAAAAAAUUUGCAAUUAGGACCAAAACCAUUGGGAAGGGUGUCGGGAUGGAGAAAAGUGUUCAGAAUUCCUGGGGGCCCCCAGGAAAAAAAGAGCUUCAAGCUAAAACUAUUUCCAGGGGUGACGGUGAGAUCUGAAACCCAGUGAUCUGGUUUUUUUAUUGAGCGCUGGGCUGCUGAAGUUUGUGAAUACUGAAGGACUUUAGGUAACUCUACGUGGAACUCAAUGAGGAUACCUUUGCUGCUAAGACACAGGGAAUGUCCUCAAUGGACACAAGUGAACCGCUGAAACCGACAGAAGCUUUGACUUUUAACUGAACGCUACUCCUGGCGGAAUUUGAGUGAUUGUGUGCAAUGCAGUCUUGACACACGGUUCGCAGAGCCAGCCCAAGUUUGGUCUAUUCCUCCAGAUGCUAGGUUGCACAUGGCCUUUGGAGGUAGCAGGCUUCGAUGGGGCGAAUGGCCUCUGUUCUUUUGUCUUUAUACAGCUGGGAAGGAGGGUGUGGGUGGAGGGGUGUGUAUCUGGUCAGUGUGUGAAGCCACGAAUGAUACGUGUUAGUUCGGAAUGAUCGUGUUAUUUGAUUUGGUGUUAGCUUAGACUUCUGGCUCCGUGUUCUCGAAUGGGGUAACGUUGUCUUGCGUUGAUGACUGAUUGAAGGGGUGAAUCAUUCCCUGACUUCCAAUGGGCAAAAAUUAACGAGCUACAUCUUACACCUACAGUACCUUCAUUUCUCCAGCUUCUAAAUUUGAAACUGUUAGUUUUGUUUAGUUAAGUGUGGUUACAGGCCCUUCGGCCCACCGGGUUCGUGCCGACCGGCGAUCAUACUAGCACUAUCCUACACACACACACACUGGGGGUAAUUUAUAAUCUUUGCCAAGGGCGAUUAACCUACGAAGUUGCACGCCUUUGGAGGAUGGGAGGAAACCGGAGCACCCAGAGAUCCUGACAAACAAUUGGCUGUAGUUCUCACAAGGAACAAGGCACAUCCUCAAAGCCAGAGUAGGAGUGCGGCCUUGCACUCAAGGCCCAGUUGCCUUGAGCCUGGGAUUGUUUGAUGGGCCAGUAUAGAGCACAAGUUAUAGUAGAAAUCAGGCCAUUUGGCCCUUCGAGUCUACUCCGCCAUUCAAUCAUGGCUGAUCUCUGCCUCCGAAUCCCAUUUUCCUCCCCAUAACCCUUGACACCCGUUCUAUCUCUAUCUCUGCCUUAAAGAUAUCCGCUGACUUGGCCUCCACAGCCCUCUGUGGCAAUGAGUUCCACCUCUGACUAAAGAAGUUCCUCCUCACCUCCUUUCUAAGAGAGCGCCCUUUAAUUCUGAGGCUGUGACCUCUGGUCCCAUACUCUCUCACCAGUGGAAACAUCCUCUCCACAUCCAGUCUAUCCAGGCCUUUCAUUAUUCUGUAAGUUUCAAUGAGGUCCCCCCCCCCUCAGCCUUCUAAACUCCAGUGAGUAGAGGCCCAGUGCCGACAAACGCUCAUCAUAUGCUAACCCACUCAUUCCUGAGAUCAUUCUUGGAAACCCUCUCCAGGCCCAGCACAUCCUACCUCAGAUAUGGGGCCCAAGCUGCGGCCUCUCAGCACCAGAGACCCCGGAUCCGUCCUGACUUGAGUUGCUGCCUGGGUGGAGUUUGCACGUUUCCCCUAUGGCCCACGUGGGUUUCCUCCAAGUGCUCUGGUUUCCACCCACACACCAAAGACAGGCAGGUUUGUAGGUGAACCGGCCCUCUUGUGUGUAGGGAGUGGACGCGAAAGUGUGAUAAAAUGGAACUCGCGUGAAUGGGUGAUCGGUGGUGGGUGCGGACUCCAUGGGCCGAAGGGCGUGAAUUCCACGCUGCGUCUCUAAACUAAACGAGUUUAGAGAAAUUUGCAGAUGAAGUCAUCAUGUUGAGCACAAACAUUGUGGGCUGAAGGGCCUGUUCCCGUGCUGUACUGUUCUAUGUUCUCAAUUAUAGAGGCGAGCUUGACCUCGCAUUUAACUAAUCUACGAUGCAUUGGAGCAGCAUGUGUGGCGCUUAUUUUGCAUGAAGAUUGUUGUCAUGGUUUCUUACCUAAAUGUUAAUUAAAAAUGUUCUCGCUUUCUAUUGAUGGAUUUCCUUUCGUGUUUCUGAUUUCAUCAAUGGGAUGAAAAGCGGAAUUUCCACAUGUUCCCUCAAUGUAAUUCAUGGAAUUAUUCCUUCAAUGCAUUCUCUCCACGAAGAAGGUGUUUUUGUACGACCCAUGAGAUUCCUAGCUAGCGAUCUUUUCAACGUUGCCCUCCCUGGCGUCUUUGAACCCAGUCCUGCCUUUCCCACCUUCCCUCGUCGAAACCAGGAGUUCUUUUGCCGAAACCUCUUCCCAAACCUUAGUGCACAGAUGUGACUAUCACAAGCUAAGCAAGCAGUUCAGCUCCUUCCUCAACUGCUGUGUCCUUACAGAGGGCAGUAGGGUGGAGCCGCUGCCUCCAACAGCGCCAGGGACCCGGGAUCAAUCCUGACCUCGGGUGCUGUCCGUGUGGAGUUGGCACGUUCUUCCGGUGACUGACUGAGUUUCCUCCAUUUUCCUCCCACUUUCCAAAGACGCGCGGGUUUGUAGGUUAAUUGGCCCUCUGUAAAAUCGCCCCUAGUGGAUGAGCAAGUGGGAUAACAUGGAACUGGUGUGAACCAGUGAUCGAUGGUCAGCAUAGACUUGGUGGGCCGAAGGGCCUGUUUCCGUAACAUCUCCAAACUAAAAAGACAACUCCGUUGUUAGGCCUGGAGUCACAUCUAAACUAGACUAGGUAAGUCACUGUCGACUUCCUUCCCUGAAGGCCAUUAAUGAACGGCAGAGAUUAUUGAAUAAUAAUUCAGUCAUUUUGAUAUCAUCACAACUGCAUUUUUAAAUUUUAGAUUCAUUUGAUGACGGUACUUGAAUUCCCCAGAGUAUGGAUUUGAACUUGUGUUGCUAGAUGCCACCUAGUAACAUAUCCAUGAUACCACCAUGUCCUGCCUGUGGAUUGAGUUUUUUCAAACGGAUCUUGUCCCAUUAGCUGCAGGGAUUCCCCCAUUUCCCAAUGUUCCUGAUUCUUUCCUGAACUGCUCAGAGAUUGGAAGGGAAAUCUCAUUUCAGCUCCAGUGCGAUGAAGAUUGUUUCACCAAGAACCUCUGAUGGUCGAGACUCUGGCACUGACCCAACAUGUCUCCAUAGAAGUCAAUGUCAACUCAAUGCACUGGCAUGCGCCCCCUCAGUAAAGAAUGUGUUUCUUAUUGAUAUUUUGUAUUUGGUAUUGAAGGUCUCUGGUAUUUUUUUAAACUUCUAUUGAAGUAUUUAAAUAAAGUGAAUUUGUCUGAAA